Molecule: messenger RNA, 1692 nt
Organism: Colletotrichum siamense
Lineage: Eukaryota; Fungi; Ascomycota; Sordariomycetes; Glomerellales; Glomerellaceae
Exons: 1
Coding region: 1-1692 (563 amino acids)
Cellular component (GO): intracellular anatomical structure
Molecular function (GO): protein binding
Source: RefSeq, a predicted model, not a curated record
AUGAGAGGCAAGGGCACUUCUUCAGCAGUCAUUUCUCUCACCGACGGUUAUUACAACCUUGGAUCCUUCGGUCGAGUUGUCAGCAGUAGCAGCAAAGAUGCCCAGCUCUGGGCCAGUCGCGGCCUAACGUGGGCGUACGCAUUCAACCACGACGAAUCUGCACGAUGUUUCGAACGGGCUAUCAACUAUGACCCCUUUUGCGCGAUGGCGUAUUGGGGACUCGCCUUCGUCCUCGGCCCCAACUACAACAAGCCAUGGAAGGUGUUUGACGGCGAGGACCUGGCUAUCACGACGAAGCGGGCUCAUCAUACCAUCAUGCAGGCCAAGGCUCAUUCUGCUAAUGCAUCGCCUGUCGAAGUCGCUCUCAUCGAUGCGCUGAUCUGCCGAUACCCUCAAGAAAAGCCCUUAGAGGACUGCUCGAAGUGGAACGAGGACUACGCCCUUGCGAUGGAUGGAGUGCUCAAAGCUUUCCCCCACGAUCUGGACGUGGUUGCCCUUUGGGUGGAUGCCACGAUGAAUGUCACCCCUUGGAAGCUAUGGGACUACAAGACAGGAAAGCCCACUCCUGGAGCCAGAACUCUCGAGAUCAAAGACGUGAUGGAUCGUACCUUCAAGCUUGAGGGUUCCCUCCGACAUCCCGGCCUUCUCCAUCUGUAUAUUCACUUGAUGGAGAUGUCACCCACCCCGGAAGCAGCGCUCACAAUUGCAGAUAACCUGCGUGGUCUCGUCCCGGACGCGGGACACUUGGAGCAUAUGCCCACUCACUUGGACAUUCUCUGCGGGCAAUAUCGGCGCGCUAUCGCCUCAAACUCGGACGCUAUUCACGCCGACUCCAAAUACCUCGCAAAAGAAGGCCCACUCAAUUUCUAUACGCUCUAUCGAUCUCACGAUUACCACUUUAGGCUGUACGCCGCUAUGCUUUGCGGGCAAUCGAGGGUCGCGCUGCAGACGAUCGAAGAGCUUGAGUCGACGAUUUCCGAGGACCUUUUGCGAGUUAGAUCACCACCAAUGGCCGACUGGCUUGAAGGCUUCCUGGGUAUGCGGAUGCACGCACUCAUUCGUUUUGGAAAAUGGGAUGACAUCCUUCGCCUCAAGCUUCCAAACGACCCUAGACUCUACUGCACGACAGUUGCUAUGACUCACUACGCCAAAGGAGUUGCCCUUGCUGCGACGGGACGGGUUGGGGAAGCCGAGCAGGAGCGUCUGUUGUUCCUAGAAGCUCUGAAGCUUGUUCCGAUCUCGCGGACGGUUUUCAACAACACUUGCCAGGAGACCCUGGCCAUCGCGGAGGCAAUGCUCGACGGCGAGCUAGCGUACCGCAAGGGAGACUAUGAUGCCGCCUUCGCGCACCUGCGGAACUCCGUGGCGAGGGAUGACGCUCUACCGUACGACGAGCCUUGGGGCUGGAUGCAGCCAGCACGCCACGCGCUCGGGGCUUUGCUUCUGGAGCAAGGCCGCGUUGAGGAGGCAGCCUCUGUCUACAGCGCUGACCUUGGGAUCGAUGAGACAUUGCCGCGUGCGCAGAGACACCCGAACAACGUGUGGGCACUCCAUGGCUUCUAUGAGUGUCUUAUGAAGCUGGGUCGAAAAGAUGAGGCCAUGAUUUUGAAGCCUCAGUUGAACUUGGCUCUGGCUGUGGCAGACGUGCCAAUCAAAUCGUCGUGCUUCUGCAGACAGAAGACGGUUGAUUGA